Parnassius mnemosyne (clouded apollo) is the source of this 258-nucleotide messenger RNA. NCBI's taxonomy places the organism in Eukaryota, Metazoa, Arthropoda, Insecta, Lepidoptera, Papilionidae. The record is from the annotation of a GenBank genome assembly.
AUGGUCCGAGCCUUGCUCGAUCAGGGUUCGCAAGCAUGUUUUAUUACAGAGGCCGUAGUUCAGCUGCUCAACCUGAAGAAACUCCCGAUCCAAGGAACUAUCUCGGGCCUUGGCGGCAAUAGUUUAACCAAAGCAACGUACAUGGUACGUUUAAAUAUAAAAUCGCGAGUAGAUCCUGUAUUCAGUCUUACGGUUAACGCUUACGUACUUACCAAAAUCACGUCAUAUUUACCUGAAUACAAAGUAUUACUACUUUAG